AUGGGCUCAACACCUGGUAUACCACCCAAUGACAAGCCCAACACGUCCUCAAAUGGCUCAACCGGAAUUUUCCCAUCCUUGACCGACGGGUACAUCAGCGAUUGUACUAACCACGGUAUCAACAGAAAAACCUUCAGAGUUGAUAUCAAGACCUCCGAAUAUAACACUGCUGCCCAGGUCUUCCUGGAUUCGGAGAUCAUCUCAGAUGAAGCAACUACAGUUGCGGCAUGGUCGUUGACAAUUUCGAAGUAUAUCGGAGCGGAUGAGGUGUCUAUCUAUAUUUUGCUCACUGAAAGAUCGCAAUGGCGGAUUUCAGUUUGCCCUUUAGCUGUCCAAGAGUCGCAAUCGCAGUUGCAAUUCCUUCGACACGCCCAAAGGCUUCUUUAUGAUAUAAGAUCUGGGGGCGCACAUAUCUUAGAGGCGCCUGAAGAUGAAAUUUCCGACCUCGCCAGCCAAUCGACUAAUACUGCUAUUGUAUUUCACAAUGGGUCGCCUAUUAGAUCUGCUCCUGCCCUUGAGAAUAUACUUCAGAAAAGCAUUAUUAGCCUAAACGUUCUCGAUAUCAAUGAAGCCUCGAAUUUGUAUCUGUCCUACCAUAAUUGUAUGCUUUCAGAUAAUCAAGCGGCCAACGUCGGCACGACAUUUGCCAAAGUCUUUUCUAUUUUGAAGCAGAAAGCCGGCACCUCCCUUGGGAGUAUUGACUACAUGAGUAAAUCCCACUUGGAUCAGCUAUGGAAAUUCAACAGCCGGAUCCCGGAACAACCUUGGAUGGAAUGUUUUCAUGAUGUUGUCGAAAGGCACGCCUUAGAAAACCCAUCAGCACCAGCGAUCGACUCGUGGGAUGCUAGACUCACGUAUCAUGAGCUAAACACGCGAGCGGCCCGUUUGGCUAAAUACCUGCAAAAUCAUGGUGUCUGCCCGGGAGUUAUUGUCCCAAUAUGCUUUGAGCGCUCAUCGAGUGCUAUCAUUGCCAUGCUUGCUGUUUCCAAAGCUGGAGGAGCCUUUGUGAGCAUUCCACCCUACCUCCCACCCGGAAGAAGGGACGCAAUAAUUCAAAUGGUCGCCCCGCCUUUCGUCUUAACGACGUCUGAUCAUGGACACCUCUGGACUGCUAAAUUGAGUUGGAUUCCAAUAGAAGGCGAUCGGAUUGAACGCCUACAAAAUUGCGAGGGCCCACCAAUCUCGAACGCGCAGCCGAAAGACAUGUUUUAUGUCAUCUUUACAAGCGGCUCAACUGGUACUCCAAAAGGGUGUAUAGUCUCCCAUUCAUCUUUUCUCAAUGGGGCGCUUAGAAAAGCUCCCGAAUGGAAAUUCGGGCCUAACCGUCGCGUGCUUCAGAUGCUCAGCCACACAUUUGAUAUGAGCCUUCUUGAGAUUGGUACCAGUUUAGGUUCUGGGGCUUGUGUAUGUGUGCCUCGAACAGAAGAGAUUGAAGAGAGCCUUGCCUGUGCAAUAAAUAAGUACAAUAUAACGUUGGCUGUCAUGACUCCGUCUCUUGCCCGUAGGCUGGAACCUCAAGCUGUACCAGGCCUCAGAGUCCUCUGCCUUGGAGGCGAACCAUUCCCCAAAGAAAUAGUGACCAUGUGGUCGGAGAGAAUCAACCUCUUCCAAUUUUAUGGCCCCAGCGAGUGCUCAAUUAACUCAUCCAGCAGGGCUGUUACACAUAAGAACACCGACCCUUUGAAUAUUGGGGAUCCCAAUAAUGCAGCUUGUUGGGUUGUUGAUUCUGGAGAUUAUAAUAGGCUAGUGCCAGUUGGCGCUAUCGGUGAGCUACUAGUAUCCGGGCCCAUUGUUGGGUUAGGAUACCUCAAAGAUCCUAUUAAGACAUCACAGGUGUUUCUUGAUGAUGUUGCUUUUCUACAGGGAGAUUCUCAAUACCAAGGUUUCCGCUGCUACAAGACGGGAGACUUAGUACGUUGGAACUCCGACGGAACAAUCAACUUUUGUGGUCGGGUAGAUACCCAGGUGAAACUUAAUGGUCAGCGGCUUGAACUUGGGGAGGUUGAAUAUCAUUUAACUCUCAAUAAUAAUGUUCGGCAUGCUGUGACGAUAGUACCAAAGGUCGGCCGCUGCAGAGACAAUUUAAUGGCUGUUAUAUCGUUGAAAUCAACACCACAAAGCCACAACGUGGUAGAAGACAUACUACCCUUACGAGAUCAGCCUGUUGAUAGCGUCGUACUAUCUUUACGGACACAAUUGCAGAACGCAUUACCGAGAUACAUGGUGCCCACAAUUUGGGCAUUCGUCAAGUAUAUGCCUAUGUCGGCUUCUGGGAAGAUUGACCGCGUCAGAGUACGGAGAUGGGUCGAAGAAAUGCCGGAAACUACCUUCUCUGAGAUAACAGGAGGAAAUCCCAAUGCCAUUGAUGAUUUCGAACCCACAACCGAGCUAGAAUACGUCAUCCAAGAAAUUUGGAGCAGUGUCCUCAAUAUUCCUCCACCCCAAGUUGGUCUUCAUCUGUCUUUCAUCCAACUUGGUGGAAACUCCAUCCUCGCACAAGAUGCUGUUGCUAAAUGCCGAAAAAAGAAUGUUUCCUUGUCGAUGACCGAUAUCUUGACGUGUGAAGGCGUCGCUAGGGCGGCAUCUUUAGCAACGCUACCUGAAAGCAACGGUUCCUCGAGCAAACCCUCUACUUUUAAGCUAGCUGCGAAGAAUUUCCGAGAGGGAUAUAAUUGGUCCCGUUUUGCAGUUACUAAUUUUGAUGAGAUUGAGGAUAUAUACCCUUGCACGUCCAUGCAAGUAGGCAUGUUUAUUGGCCAAAUACGUAAACCGGGGUCGUACCACUUGCGCUUCUUUUAUAAACUGGCCAACAAAACAGGGGUAUCGCCUGACUUGGGAAAGAUUAAGACUUCAUGGUAUAGAGUUGUUGCUCAUCAUCCAUCACUUCGCACAAUUUUCUUGGAUGAUUUAGGAACUGAUGCUGAGUGGCAUUCACUUGUCCUGCGGCAACCACAAGUCGAUAUUAUCACUCAUGAAGUAGCCACAAGCACUUCUCCAUCUGAAGCUAUGGAUAUUUUUACACGUUCGCUAACGCCGUUUGUCAAAGAUUCUCCCCCGCACCGGGUGACAGUUUGCGUCUGCGAUGGAAAGGCAAUAUAUCUCAUGCUUGAGGUCUCACACGCCCUAGUGGAUGGAGCUGCUAUGGAAAGCCUCAUGAAAGAUUUUGCCUAUGCUUAUGGUGGUAUGCCAUUCUCCCACAAUGCUCACACCUAUCGCGACUUCGUGGAAUAUGUAGCGCAACGAAACACAGAAGCGAGUGCUACGUAUUGGACGUCCUACCUUGAAAACUGUCCACCGUGCAUAAUUCCAGUUAGUAGACAGAUGGUCUUUGAUAAUAUUCCCACAAGAUUCUUGCGGAAAGAUUUUAACUAUGAAAAAAGCCAUGCCUUCCUUUCACGAUGCAAGGAGAGACAUAUAACUGUGGCAUCUGCAGUGCGAGUGGCUUGGGCGUUAGUGCUUCGGGCGUAUACAGGCUCUCGUGACGUUUCCUUUACUUACGUCGCAGCUGGACGAGAUGUUCCAAUCAAAGACGUGGAUAAAAUGGUUGGACUCUGCCUAAGUAUACAGCCAUGCCGUGCACGACUGGAGUCCAGUGAAACCCUGAUAUCUCUUACAAGGAAGAUGCAGCAGGAGUACAUUGAAAGUAUGCCAUACCAGCAUUACCCCUUGACUGAAAUGAAAGCUAGACUCUACCCAGAAGGUAGCGAGGCAAUGUUCAAUACAGCGGUGUCGAUGGAAUGGACAACUCGUACAGAUCCAUAUUCUAGUUCGUCCAUAUCGUUUGAAGAAAUUAGGGAGCAGGAUGAUCCGACAGAGUAUGAUAUAGUGGCUAACGUUGAUAUCUUGAACGGUGCAAUGAAGCUUGGCUUUUUAUACUGGCCGUCAUUUACAGAAGAUGACGUGAUAUGCAUGGCCAAUGCGUUUAUGAAAGCUUUGAGCUUCUUUCUAGAGUAUGACGAUAUCCCUAUUGAUUCUGUAUCCUUGCUGGAUGCCACAGAUCUUGACAUCGUGAAGUCCUCCCAACAUUCGCCACUAAUCUCACAUGAAAUAAGCGUACUGGAUACAAUAGAAAAAUUCGCUGCUUUAUAUCCUGACGCUCCAGCAAUUGUAUCUUGGGAUGGACAAUACUCCUAUAGCCAAAUGGUAGAGUUGUACUCAAAGCUUGCAAAGCAUCUCAUCAAGCAAGGCGUGAGUCGCGGGGAUAGUGUCGUUGCAUGUCUUAAUAAGUCGUGCUGGUCCACCAUCACCAUUCUAGCCAUCCUGAAGUCAGGUGCGGCCUUGGUUGCUACAAACCCUCUUCAUUCUCAGCAGCGUCUUCACACCACAGUAAGGCAUUGUGGUGCCACACUCAUACUUGCCGAGCCGAAGUUCAUUUCAUUCUUCGAGACAGCCAGUACGCGAGCGAUUUCAAUAAACAAGGCAACGGUCGAAGCGAGCCUUCCAUUCGUAUCCCUGCCAAUAUUAACUGGGGCUGACCUGGCUACCAUCGUUUACACUUCAGGAACAACAGGGGAGCCGAAAGGCAUCGUUAUAGACCACGGCUCCCUUGCCACAAGCGUCUUACUCGGACACGGACGAAGCUACAAAUACGGCAGAGAAACGCGAGCCUUACAGUUUGCAUCCUUCACUUUCGAUGCCUGUUUGCAGGAAAUUGUCACGACGUUGUCGCACGGUGGUUGCGUGUGUAUACCUUCUGAAGAUGAGCGGCUAUCAAACCCAUCAGAUUGUAUCAAUCAGAUGCAGGUGAAUUUGGCUUUGCUCACGCCGACGGUUGCGCGACUAAUAAAGCCCGAAGAUGUAACUGGUCUGAAAACGCUUAUCCUCUGUGGUGAGCCAAUGAAUCGGCAAGAUGUGGACGUUUGGGCUCACGCCGUCGACCUUUAUAAUGGAUACGGGCCGGCCGAAACAACAAUUUGCGUUUCUGUAAAUGGUCCAGUACGGCAUGCUGAUGACCCUUCAAACAUUGGCCGUCCAGUGGAAAGUGCCCGUUUUUGGAUUCUUGAAAUGGCCGAUGGUAAUCGCCUCGCACCUCUGGGUUGCGUGGGGGAGUUAGCCGUGGAGUCUCGCCAAGUGAGCCGCGGUUACCUUGGUGAUGCAAAAAGAACAAGCGCCGUAUUUAUCGAACCCGCUUGGCUACCCGGUGCGAGGGUGUACAAAACAGGUGAUUUGGUAAGGCGGAAUCCCGAUGGCAGUCUGUCUUACUGUGGCCGCCAGGACACACAAGUUAAGAUACGCGGACAACGAGUAGAACUCGGUGAAGUCGAGCAUCAUGUGUCUGAGUGUUUACCGAAUGCAUCAGGUGUUGUGGCGGAGGUUAUAGAACCUGCUGAGAAAGGCAAGACUAUCCUUGCUGUGUUUUUCUGCGCCAGUACAGGCUUGGGUAGUGUGCCAGUGAGCAAUCGGGGAGAGACCGAAGUAGGAGCUUCGGAGAUACAGCCCGUAUACAUACCGAAAAGUGUCAUUGAAAAACUUGAGGAUUGUUUACCAUGUUAUAUGGUACCUGCUGUCUUCUUUAAUGUGAAGUUAAUGCCUAUAACUAUAAGUGGUAAGACAGAUCGACAACGUCUACGUGAUAUGGGCUCCUCUUUCUCGGCUGAACAACUUGCGCGAGCAAUCAACGGAAAAGAUCAGCAGAGACGGAUGCCAUCAACUGCGGUAGAAUGUCGACUACAGAAGCUAUGGGCCUCCGUUCUUAAUGUCGAUUCAUACCAAAUUGGCCUAGACGACAGCUUCUUCCGUUUAGGUGGAGAUUCCAUCUCAGCCAUGAAAUUGGUCACGGCAGCGCGGAAAUUCGGAAUCGCCCUGACUGUGGCAGAGAUAUUCCGCCAUCCUCAUAUUGACGAACAGGCUGAAAUUUCUAUCUCUUCAUCCGAACUUUCACAAGAAUCCAUCACAGUCAGGCCGUUUGAGCAGGUUGAAGGGAAGGACUUAGAGGCGAUCCUAUCUCUUCCAGAGCUUGCCCCGUAUAUCACAAAUAUUAGUAAUAUCGAAGAUAUUCUUCCCGCGACAGACGUACAGGCAUUUUAUGUUUCACGGGCCAUUGAAUCUCCUGAGGAAGCCCUGAACUAUUUCUACUUGGACUUUGAUGGUACUGUUGAUUUGGCGCUUUUAGAGGAAGCUUGCCAAGCUGUCAUAGACCAUUUCCCUAUAUUGCGCACUAUAUUCGUCCCAUUCGGGGGAAAGACGUACCAAGUGGUUAUCCGCAAAACCGGGAGACUGGUUGAAGUGAGUGACGCCAUCAAAGAUCUUUGUCGAACAAGCGAUGAUUUCUGUCUGCAUGAUCUGAAAAAUGGGGUUAAAGCCGCCUCUCUAUUUUCAUCGAUCACAAUUCUUCGGCAUCAAUGUUCAGGUUCCCGGCUAAUUUUCCGUAUAUCCCAUGCUCAGUAUGAUGGCAUGUCUUGGCCCUUGAUUCUUAGGUGUCUUCGGGAAGCAUAUUUCGGGAUGCCAUUGAGACCAGCUAUAAGCUUCUCCAGCUUUGUAUCUUACACAGCUAGACGAGCCACUCAAUCACGAACAUAUUGGGCCAAACUUCUCCAAGGAUCCACCAUGACAGAAAUUUCCUUGAGGUUGGCGCAUGCUCAGUCAUCACAUGGGCAAAUAUCCAAAACUCACGUUACAAAGACUCUUUUGAAGCCUAUACCGCCAAAAGGAAUCACCGUUGCAUCUCUCGUGAGUUCUGCUUGGUCGUUGGUCUUGAAACAUAUUACUGGGAAGACGGAUGUGGUAUACGGAUUCAUCGUUUCUGGGCGUAAUGCAGUUAUUCAAGACAUUCAAAAAGUAGUGGGUCCCUGCAUGAAUACCGUUCCAGUCAGAGUUACCUUCUCCUCCGCUUGGACAACGUUUGACCUUUUGCAUUACGUCAUGGACCAGCAUCUUUCUAUGGGAGAAGCCGACUCCUUGGGCUUUCAGGAUAUAGUCAAAAACUGUACCCAAUGGCCGGCUGAUACCAAGAUGGACACACUGCUUCAAUAUCAUGAUAUUGAUGAAACCCCGGGUGUUUCUCUCUCUGCAAAAUCAAAUUCCAAUGUUGCAAAGCUGGACUGGUUUAGAAAACCGUAUGCCGUGCCCACCAAUGUUGAGAUAUCCGCCCGGCCAAACCAAGAUAAUCUCGACAUAUCAAUUACUGCAGAUAGUCAUUUGCUGGAUACCCACACCGCAAGAAUUCUUUUGGACUCAUUUGAACGUGCCAUACAGUGCCUUUCUGGCACUGAUACUGUGCCGCUGGGCUCACUUAACCUACCCCUUGCACCUUCUCGCUGUCAAUGCAAAGCGCCUGAUUUCUAUGCGUCAUCUUAUUUAACCUUUCAAUUAUUGUGUUUGAUGUUCAGAUGA
Molecule: messenger RNA, 7332 nt
Organism: Ophidiomyces ophidiicola
Lineage: Eukaryota; Fungi; Ascomycota; Eurotiomycetes; Onygenales; Onygenaceae
Exons: 3
Coding region: 1-7332 (2443 amino acids)
Biological process (GO): amino acid activation for nonribosomal peptide biosynthetic process; secondary metabolite biosynthetic process
Cellular component (GO): cytoplasm
Molecular function (GO): phosphopantetheine binding; catalytic activity
Source: RefSeq, a predicted model, not a curated record